Monomorium pharaonis (pharaoh ant) is the source of this 987-nucleotide messenger RNA. RefSeq lists its product as uncharacterized. Lineage: Eukaryota; Metazoa; Arthropoda; Insecta; Hymenoptera; Formicidae. The record is from RefSeq and is a predicted model, not a curated record. Gene Ontology annotation, biological process: DNA integration. The coding region runs from base 1 to 987 and encodes 328 amino acids. Gene Ontology annotation, molecular function: nucleic acid binding. The transcript has a single exon.
AUGCAAAUCAAGGCUCAUAAGCUAGCAACCAUUGCAAUUUCUCCAACCGAGACCCUCCACUCCUUAAACUUACUGUGCAAGGCCGUGCAAAGACAAGCCUUUCCGUCCGAAUACGAUUUAUUAGCCAAAUCCCACCUCGUCAGUCAUUUCAGUAGAUUAAAUACCUUAGCUCUAUUCAUGGAUAAUCAGGGUUUAAUAAGAGUAGGAGGACAACUAAAAAACUCAACCUUAUCUUACGACGCUCGUCAUCAAAUUUUAUUGCCCAGUCAUAACGCCCUAACCGCGCGCAUCAUAGAAUAUGAGCAUUCACGCAAUCUUCAUGCAGGUACGCAGGCUACUAUGGCUUCGGUCAGGCAAAGGUUUUGGCCAUUGACCCUGAGGUCAUCCGUCAGAAAGAUAAUAAAUAAUUGCGUAAAAUGUUUUAGAGCUAAGCCUUUGGUAUCUGAGGCUAUGAUGGCCUGUCUGCCUUCACCUAGAGUUACCGUGUCGCGACCCUUCACACAUUGCGGAGUUGAUUACGCGGGUCGCGUCAUUAUACGUGAAGGAAAGCGUCGCAACUCACGCAAUCACAAGGCAUACAUAGCGGCAUUCGUGUGUUUCGCCACCAAGGCGGUACACUUGGAAUUGGUGAGUGAUCUCACCACAGACGCCUUCAUAGCGGCUCUCAAAAAACUUAUCGCGCGACGAGGCAAACCUGACCAAAUGUAUUCCGACAACGCCACUAAUUUUGUGGGGGCUCAAAAACAGAUCAAGAAACUUUAUGACUUUCUACAAACUGACGCGGCCCAAACUGCCAUUAACAGCUUCCUAGCUGAACAACAUACCACUUGGAACUUUAUUUCCCCAAACGCGCCGCAUUUUGGCGGGCUUUGGGAGGCUGCAAUAAAAUCCGCAAAAUUUCAUAUAACUCGCAUAAUUGGAGAAUCACAUUUGACAUUCGAGGAGUUUCUGACUGCGUUAUGUGAAGUUGAGGUUAUCCUGAACUAG